Erinaceus europaeus (western European hedgehog) is the source of this 1484-nucleotide messenger RNA. RefSeq names its product aldo-keto reductase family 1 member B10-like. The record is from RefSeq and is a predicted model, not a curated record. Bases 79 to 1038 code for a protein of 319 amino acids. NCBI's taxonomy places the organism in Eukaryota, Metazoa, Chordata, Mammalia, Eulipotyphla, Erinaceidae. Gene Ontology annotation, molecular function: aldose reductase (NADPH) activity. The transcript has 10 exons. Gene Ontology annotation, cellular component: mitochondrion; cytosol.
UGCUCCUCCCUCUGAAAUUGGGACCCGAGCUAUAAACACGGGCACAUUUGUUUUUCUGUCUGUUCAGAACCCUCCGCCAUGGCCACCUUCGUGGAGCUCAGCACCAGAGCCAACAUGCCCAUUGUGGGCUUGGGCACCUGGAAGUCUCCUCCAGGCAAAGUCAAAGAGGCUGUGAAGGUGGCCAUUGAUGCAGGGUAUCGACACAUUGACUGUGCCUAUGUCUAUGACAAUGAGGAAGAGGUGGGGGAAGCCAUCCAAGAAAAGAUCCAAGAGAAAGUUGUGAAGAGGGAGGACCUCUUCAUUGUCAGCAAGCUAUGGCCCACCUUCUUUGAGAAACCCCAUGUGAAGAAGGUUUGUCAGAAGACCCUCCACGAUCUGAAACUAGACUAUCUGGACAUCUAUCUUAUUCACUUUCCUCAGGGAUUACAGUAUGUACCAGGUGGAAACGAAAAGUUGCCCAAAGAUGCUGAAGGCAAUAUUCUUGUCGGUAAGGCAACAUUUCUGGAUGCAUGGGAGGCCAUGGAAGAGCUAGUGGAUGAGGGUCUAGUGAAAGCCAUCGGAAUCUCCAACUUCAACCACCUUCAGAUUGAAAGGCUAUUAAACAAACCUGGACUGAAACAUAGACCAGUGACUAACCAGGUUGAAUGCCACCCAUACCUCACACAGGAGAAAUUGAUCCAGUACUGUCACUCCAGGGGCAUCUCUGUCACUGCUUACAGCCCUCUGGGAUCUCCAGGGAGACCUUGGGCCAAGCCAGAUGACCCUUAUCUACUGGAGGAUUCCAAGAUUAAGGCAAUAGCUGCUAAGCACAACAAAUCCACAGCCCAGGUUUUGAUCCGGUUCCAAAUCCAGAGGAAUGUGGCUGUGAUCCCCAAGUCAGCGACCCCAGCACGCAUCAGAGAGAAUUUUGAUGUCUUUGACUUUAAUCUGAGUGAUGAGGAGAUGAACACCAUUUCCAGCUUUAAUAGAAACUGGAGAGCCUUCAGUACAGAAUACAUGUCUCAAUUCAAGGACUAUCCCUUCCAUGAGGAAUAUUGAAACUGAGUCUCUGGAUAUGAAAAAACUGGAGGAUGACCUCACUUUGAAGUGUAACUCCACCACAGUCUUACUUAGCCAAGUUUACUAAAGACCAUAGAUUUUGUAAGCAGUGUUGGAUCUAGAUUUGAAUUCUCAACUGAGAGCUGACUAUCACAGGGAGAUAGGACUAGAUAAGCAGUGGUCCGGGAGGUGGUGCAGUGGUAAAGCUUUGGACUCUCAAGCAUGAGGUCCCGAGUUUGAUCACAUGUGCCAGAGUGAUGUCUGGUUCUUUCUCUCCUCCUCCUAUCUUUCUCAUAAAUAAAUAAAAUCUUUUAAAAAAAAACAUGACUAGACAAGCAAAUUCACUUAUUUACUUAUGUGAUCUAAUUAUGUGCAAUUUUGCUAGUGCUAAUGAUACAAAAAUAAAAAGAGUAAAGAAAAAUAACAACCAAUGUGUUUAGGGAAAU